Molecule: messenger RNA, 6939 nt
Organism: Microcebus murinus (gray mouse lemur)
Lineage: Eukaryota; Metazoa; Chordata; Mammalia; Primates; Cheirogaleidae
Source: RefSeq, a predicted model, not a curated record
AUGCUGAGGAUGAAGCUGCCGCUGAAGCCGAGCACCGCGAGACCGCGCGAGCGAGAGAGCAGGAGGCGACGCGCGGCCGGGCGCUAAGGCGCCGCCGCGCCGCCGCGCGACUGCCGCCCCGCGCCGCCGCCGCCGGCCCGCGCGGGCCCUGCCGCGCCGCCGCGCCCGCCGCCGCGGCUCGGGCCGCCUGUUGCUGGCGGAGCGGCGGCGGGGGCGGGCAUGCCGGGCGGCGGCGGGGGGCCCUCGGCGGCGCUGCGGGAGCAGGAGCGGGUGUAUGAGUGGUUCGGGCUGGUGCUGGGCUCGGCGCAGCGCCUGGAAUUCAUGUGUGGGCUGCUGGACCUGUGCAACCCGCUGGAGCUGCGCUUCCUCGGCUCGUGCCUGGAGGACCUGGCGCGCAAGGACUACCAUUACCUGCGCGACUCGGAGGCCAAGGCCAACGGCCUCUCGGACCCGGGGCCGCUGGCCGACUUCCGAGAGCCGGCCGUGCGCUCGCGCCUCAUCGUCUACCUGGCGUUGCUGGGCUCGGAGAACCGAGAGGCCGCCGGCCGCCUGCACCGCCUCCUGCCCCAGGUGGACUCGGUGCUCAAAAGCCUGCGCGCGGCCCGGGGCGAGGGCUCACGGGGCGGCGCGGAGGGCGAGGACGGCGACGGCGAGCAGGACGCCGAGAAGGACUGCUCCGGCGCGGAAGGUAGCGGCACCGAGCCUCGGGCCGGUAGCGGACUCGGCUUCAGGGCCCAAGAGGAACUGCUGCUGCUCUUCACCAUGGCCUCGCUGCACCCGGCUUUCUCCUUCCACCAGCGGGUCACCCUGAGGGAGCACCUGGAGAGGCUCCGCACCGCGCUCCGCGGGGGCCCAGAGGACGCAGAGGUGGAGGUGGAACCCUGCAAGUUUGCCGGCUCUAGGGCCCAGAACGACUCUGCUCAUGGCGAUUAUGUGCAAAGUAAUGAGACCAGUUUAAUAGACCAAGCCCCAAUACCUCAGGAUGGACUUACUGUGGCCCCUCAUAGAGCUCAGCGAGAAGCUGUACACAUUGAGAAGAUAAUGUUGAAAGGAGUCCAGAGAAAAAGGGCUGACAAAUAUUCGGAAUACACUUUCAAAGUAAAUUGGUCUGAUCUUUCAGUCACAACAGUAACAAAAACCCACCAAGAACUACAGGAAUUUCUACUGAAGCUUCCAAAGGAAUUGUCUUCAGAAACUUUUGACAAGACCAUCUUAAGAGCCCUGAAUCAGGGUUCCUUGAAAAGGGAAGAACGGCGACAUCCUGACCUAGAGACCAUCCUAAGGCAGCUAUUUUCAACUUCAUCACAAGCUUUUCUACAGAGUCAGAAAGUGCACAGCUUUUUUCAAUCCAUAUCAUCAGACCCUCUGCACAGUCUCAAUAACUUACAGUCCUCUCUGAAGACUUCUAAGAUAUUAGAACACUUAAAAGAAGACAGCUCAGAAGCUUCAAGUCAAGAAGAAGAUGUGUUGCAGCACACUGUAAUCCACAAGAAACAUACCGGAAAGAGUCCCAUUGUGAACACUAUUGGUACGAAUUGUUCUCCAUUGGACGGGCUUACCAUGCAAUAUUCUGAACAGAAUGGAAUUGUGGAUUGGAGGAAGCAAAGCUGCACCACCAUUCAGCACCCAGAGCACUGUGUGACCUUAGCUGACCAGCAUUCUGCUGAAAAACGGAGCUUAUCUUCAUUAAAUAAGAAGAAAGGAAAGACACAAAUAGAGAAGGAGAAAAUUAAGAAAACUGACAACAGAUUGAAUAGUAGAGUAAAUGGUAUUAGACUAUCUGCUCCUCAGCAUGCCCAUGGUGGUACUGUGAAAGAUGUGAAUUUGGACAUUGGAUCUGGACAUGACACAUGUGGAGAAACAUCUUCAGAGAGUUACAGUUCUCCGUCUAGUCCACGACAUGAUGGAAGAGAAAGUUUUGAAAGUGAAGAAGAAAAAGACAGAGACACAGACAGCAAUUCUGAAGAUUCUGGGAAUCCAUCAACAACUAGGUUUACAAGUUAUGGUUCUGUCAACCAGACUGUCACUGUCAAGCCACCUGUUCAAAUUGCUUCACUAGGAAAUGAGAGUGGAAGCCUUUUAGAUGAUCCCUUAAACGCGCCCAAGUAUCAGCAUAUUUCUUUUAUGCCAACUUUACACUGUGUCAUGCACAAUGGUGCCCAGAAGUCUGAAGUUGUCGUUCCUACACCCAAAUCUGCUGAUGGUAAAACAAUAGGGAUGCUUGUUCCUAGUCCUGUUGACAUCUCUGCAAUAAGGGAGUCCACAAAUUCAACCCCUGUUGGAAUACUAGGGCCAACAGCUUCCACUGGAGAAUCAGAAAAGCACCUUGAAUUACUGGCUUCCCCUUUACCUAUUCCAUCAACCUUCCUUCCACAUAGUAGUACUCCCGCUUUGCACCUGACAUUGCAGAGGCUGAAAUUGCCACCACCACAGGGAUCUUCGGAGAGUUGCACAGUUAACAUCCCACAACAACCUACCGGAAGUCUGAGCAUCGGGUCACCAAACACUGCCUUUAUUCCUGUCCAUAACCCAGGUAGUUUUCCAGGAUCUCCUGUUGCUACCACGGACCCCAUCACAAAAUCUGCAUCUCAAGUGGUAGGACUAAAUCAAAUGGUGCCUCAAAUUGAGGGAAACACUGGGACAGUCCCUCAGCCUACCAAUGUGAAGGUAGUUCUUCCAGCAGCUGGCCUCUCAGCCACACAGCCACCAGCUUCCUACACCUUACCAGGCUCCCCCCUUGCCGCCAGCGUGUUACCCAGCCAGAACUCCAGUGUGCUCAACACGGCAGCACCGUCUCCCCAGCCGGCGAGCGCGGGCCUCAGCCAGGCCCAGGCUACCGCCCCUCCUGCGGUUCCUACCCACACCCCAGGCCCUGCCCCGAGCCCGAGCCCUGCUUUGACACACAGUACUGCGCAGAGCGACAGCACAUCUUACAUCAGUGCUGUGGGGAACACAAACGCCAACGGGACGGUAGUGCCACCGCAGCAGAUGGGCUCAGGUCCCUGUGGUUCUUGUGGGCGAAGGUGCAGCUGUGGGACCAAUGGAAACCUUCAGCUAAACAGUUACUAUUAUCCUAAUCCAGUGCCCGGACCAAUGUACCGAGUCCCGUUCUUUACUCUGCCAUCCAUUUGCAAUGGCAGCUACCUCAACCAAGCACAUCAGAGCAAUGGAAACCAACUUCCUUUUUUUCUGCCUCAGACUCCAUAUGCAAAUGGACUGGUCCAUGACCCAGUCAUGGGGAGCCAGGCCAGCUAUGGCCUGCAGCAGAUGACAGGGUUCGGGAGAUUCUAUCCUGUAUACCCGGCACCUAACGUAGUUGCCAACACCAGUGGUUCGGGGCCCAAGAAGAAUGGGAAUGUCUCGUGUUACAAUUGUGGUGUCAGCGGACACUAUGCACAGGACUGUAAGCAGUCAUCCAUGGAGGCCAAUCAACAAGGCACUUACAGACUGAGAUACGCACCUCCCCUCCCCCCUUCUAACGAUACGUUGGAUUCUGCAGACUGAGACAAGUAAAGCUUGCCUACUUAAUACACUCAAGUGUGGGGAGUCAUGGGGUGUGGAGGGGAGGAAAGGAAAGGUAGCAUCUAGUACUUAGGAGCAACAUCCAUUUGAGCUUGGAAGACACCUUUUCUCAGUUCCGCAUACUGAUUACAAAAGCACUCUAAGCUCCAAUUUGAUCCGCUGUAAAAGGAGGCCUCAGCCGGCCUCUCACCAGAAGAAAUUGCUCAUUGGAAAGCAAUGCCACCUGGUGGGAGACAAGGACAGUGCAAGCGAGCAGAUGCUAUUUCCUACUGACCUAAUUUAGAGAAAAUUAAACGUAAGAGAGAAAGCGUUUGGGAUUGUAAACCUGUGCCCAGAACCUUAAAGAAUGCUGGUGGCUGGCUAUAAAAGCAGUGUGAGCAGUCUCCUCGUUCAGCCGUUGACAUCUGAGUUUCUGUGUGAACACCUUAAAGGCAUGGAUGGUUCUUUAGUUUCCUUGGCACUUUUCCUGUGUUCCUUUGGUCAUCACGACAGUGAAAGGGAUGGGAUCUACCCCCCCCCCGUUUUCUGUAUUAGGAAUUGGGGGUUCAGCAAGAUUAAGUGAUGAAGUCCAGGCCCCGACUUCAGCUUUGUGCUCACUUCCCUGCACCGUGUCCUGCCUUCACGGGUGCUUCUACGCUGAACCAAGUGCAGUGGCUUUUUAAAACUGUGUAAGAUGAUAGGAACCCACAGACAUAACCACCAUGUGGCCUCUGGAUUCCUAAGAGGGCUGGACCAGGUCGUGGGCACAGCUGCAGCCCAAGCUGUGUUGUAGCUUGUUGGGACGACUCUUUUCUGUGUCUCUGUUGGAGGAUUUAAGGACGUGGAAUGGGAAAACUUUUCCAGAGAUAGGAGACCUUGGAACUUUUAGAACUACGCUUUAAAUAUUUGCCUAUCUCAGGUAAAUUCAAGGAGUAUCAGUGCUUGCUGAUACUGAAGGUUUUAAACAUUCACAAAUACCCUCAUGAGCACACUGAGUUUUGGUUUGCAAAGGUUUUUGUUAUCCUUGUGUCUUAAGUCGAGCAUGAAGUGAAUAGUCCAUUCCAUUAGUUUUAAAACUUCAGAAAUUAAGGAAUGAAGAGAUGGCAUGAGCAGAAAGGAUGAGCAACUGCUGAUAUUUUCAAAGCUCUGACAUUCGCAAGUCAAUUGUCCCAAGCACUCUUUCUACCAGCCACCCCCCACAAAACACUCCAAAGGCAAAGAAUCUCCGUGGCAACAACUACAAUCAUCCCCACUCCAAGAAAGCACUGCUAAGUGCUGAGAAAGCCACCAGGCCACCUAGCAGUCAGUCAGUGCUUGCUCUUGCUGGCAUAGAGGCGUUAAGUCCUGUUUGUUACAUGGUAACUCACUUGUGCCUUGGACACCCUCAUAAAACCAGCUUGUUGGACGUGCAGUGCUGGUCCUGGCUUUGUUCCCAGCACCCACCGCGCUGUAGGUGACCUUGCUCAGGCUGCUUUAUGGAAGGAGGAUAGUAUCACUCACUUCAUAGAAUAGAUUGCAAGGAUUAAAUCUGGCAAAAUAAAGCACUCAAUGUCUGACACAUGGUAGGCUCUCAAUAAAUUUGUGCUGGUAGCUAACAACACUUGAAUGCCAGCACAGGCCAGACAUGAUCAGCACAUCUCAGCCUCAUAUCCAACCUCUGAGGUAGGUUCUCUGCUCCGUCUUACAGUUAGGUAAUUCGAAGCAAAGGCUAAGAGUUGCUGUCCAGGGACACAGAGCAAUUAAAUGACAGUGCACCUAGGCAGUGUGGCUUCAGGGGCGCUGCUCUGUGUGCCUGUUGUAUAGAUACGUCAGUGCGGGUACUGGCAGCCCUGCGCUGGGGUCAGGCAGGCAGGGUUCUCAGGCUCUGCCUUAAACACUGUUGUCUUGAACAACUAGCCCUUUCUGGACCUUUCUUUCCUUGUCUGAAAGCUAUGUGGAUGGUAAAUGGUGAUAAGAAAUUGAACUCCGUGAUCUCGUAUUCCUUUCAGUUCCAAAAUUCUGUGACUCACUGGAAGCUUGCUUUUUCACUUUAAAUGAUUUAUCAAGGUUUAUAAUUCUUUAUCUUUACACUUCUUUGUGGCUUAACUGGUUUGAAGUCCUUAUUUGGUGCGGGUCAGGGACACAAGCCCCAGCUGUCACAGCGAGGCUGUGGGACUGAAAAUAUUCUCCGGUCUUGAGGGGAGAGCUGGGAGGAAGGACCGGCCGGUCCCCAGAGGGCAGCACAGGCUGGCCAAAGCAGAUAGCAGUUUCUGUCCCUCCUCCUCCAUCAGGGUGUCCAGGCUCCUCUCUAGCUGUAUGUAUAAAGUUGUCAUUUUCAGGGGCUAUAUGACAGACAAAGCUAUAUGACUGGCCUCAUGCCAAAGGAUAUGAGGUUAAGCACAGCUGUGGGAUAGGCAACAUAGACCAAGGGUUGUCAAACUACAGCCUGCAAUCUAAGAAUGGUGUUUUCCAUCUUUAAAUGGUUAAAAAAAACAACAUUUUUAAUGACACGUGAAAAUUAUAUGAUACUCGAAUUUCAGUGUCUACAAAUAAAGUUUAUUGGAACACAGCUACUCUCGUUCCUUUACAUAUUGUCUACGGCUGCUUUCAUCCUGUCUCAGCAAAGUUGAGUCAUUGCGAUAGAGACCAUGUGGCCCUCAAGGCCUAGAAUGUUUACUGUCCUGUUACAGUAAAAGCUUGCUGACCCCUGACAUUUACCAGCCUUAUCUAAAUAACGUUGCCCUUUGAAGUAUCUUUAAAGUCCGAAUGCUCUGGAAGGAGGAAUUUGCACCCUCUGUUUUUGGUGCUGUUUUCUUAGCACACUAAAUAGAAGGUAGUCCUUGGACGCGUUCAGUUUAGCAAACAUUGGCUGGGAGCGCAGCCAGGGAGGGGUGUGACUAACCACAACAGAAUGACAUGCCUCGGACCGCAAAGAAUGGAGAGGUGGAUUCUGCCUGAGGAGAACCGAAGGAGGAUUUUUCAAAGGACAUGUUUUAGUUGGGCCAAGGUGGAAGAAGUGUGAUUUUCCUUAAUGAUGACAGGAGAGAUGGCAGAGAAAACAGCAUAAUCAAGGAUGUAUUUCAGAAAAGUAGCUGAUAUGGAAUGCAUUGGGUCAGGGACGAAGAGGAGGUGGUGGCAGCAGGGGCUGACAGGGCCCAGGCUGGGAAGGCGCAGGGCCAGGGGACGGGCUGGGGAGGGGCGGGGCCAAGAGGAGUGGGUCUGAAAGAAUGCGUGGGUCAGUUGCACGGGAUGGUGUCGUGGUGCUUGAGUGACAUGUGGUCAGCCAGUGGUUCUCAAAGUGUGGUCCUUGGGUUUGCCUGCAACAGUCACCGCAUGGGCUCAAGUGAAAACACAGACUCCUUGACUCUCCUUCCCCCAAACACAUUCCUACAGAGUGGAAGUUUCCAAAGAAAGCAGAGCUGCCACAGAAGGCUGAGAAUGAGAAUUGAGAGACAUUGG